Molecule: messenger RNA, 994 nt
Organism: Pogona vitticeps (central bearded dragon)
Lineage: Eukaryota; Metazoa; Chordata; Lepidosauria; Squamata; Agamidae
Source: RefSeq, a predicted model, not a curated record
GAAAAAUAAUUCAGUCAACACGGGAGGAUACUUGUGGAAGAAAUUACAAUUAAAGAGAUAGCCCUUAAGCAUGCCUGCACACAACAAGCUGAAGAUUUUCGUCAUGCUACUGACGCUGGUCACCUACACAGUCACGAUAGUGAUGAAUGCGGCAGCUGGUUCAGGAGCAUUCACAGGUGUCUUUCACACCACAGUGGGAAAUAUCUCAUUCCACCAUGACACAGACCUCACACCAGCAUCCUGGACUUUCUUCAUUUGGAAUCUUAUCUUUGUAUGGCAAUAUGCCUGGUUGGGUUAUGCAUUAUCAGGACUCUGCAGAAGGAAUGAAUUUGGCUGGGUCUACAUAUGGCCAGAUGUACUACCCCUCUCUUUUUACCUAAUGUGGAUGCUGAACAAUGCUCUAAACAUUGGAUGGCUAUUUCUGUGGGACUCACUAUAUUUCAGCCCAGCCCUGAUCCUCCUGGGACUUCUCACUGUCACCAAUUACAUGGCUCUCUUCGUUUCUCAUCGGGCUUUGUACCUUCAUACGGCUUGGUUACGUAAGAAGAGCAAAGUAGAUCUCUGGCUGGUCCGGAUCUUAGUGCAAAAUGGAAUUGCUGUAUAUGCCACUUGGACCACAAUAGCCACCCUCCUGAACUUUACAGUUGUUCUGAUCUAUGAUGGGUUUAUAUCCAAUAAGGCUGCAACCAUCAUCUCUCUGUGCAUCUUUUUCUUCGAGCUGAUAGUCUGGUUUUAUUUGGAGAACAUUGUAUUUGAUAAGUAUGUGCGUUACAACCUCACCGUCUAUCCAGUGGCUAUUUUAGCAUUAAGUGGCAUUCUCCAGAAAAAUAGUAUUUCUUCCUCUCCAGAUGCAAGCGUCAUAAUUACAGCUGUGCUCCUGGCCGUGACAUGUGUCGUACUGUGUAGUCGGCUGGGCCUCAUUCUUUGGAGACACAACAAAGAGAAGUUGAAGGAACCGGUUGCUCCAACUGAAGCCCUGUGAAUAUGACUCCUU